UACCUUCUUUAUCCUUUUCUUCGAUUUUCAGACCGGGAUUCAGCAACCGUCACUUCAAAAAUUUUCGAUUCAAGCUCCAGAUUUUCAAUAAUACAUCUUUUAUUUUUUCGAGAAAGGAGAAAUACUUCCUCUGGUAAGAAUAUGUCAUGGGUAUUUUCACUGAAGAUCUGUUAUUGAUCGGUUGAUCGAAUUGGGUUCUUCAACUGGAUUUUUCCGUGUUUUAUCUCCGAUCCUCCUGUUUUUGCUGUUUGUCAGAUUCUGAGCAGAAGGUGGAAAGUGAGUGGGAGGUGAUUUGCAUGGGUGACGAUGCCAGAAUUGCGUAGCGGAGCAAGGAGAUCAAAACGGCUUGGUGAUCUCCAGCCUGCCCCUCAGCCUACUAAUCAAGAAGAAAAUUUUCUUGCACCUGCGCAGAAUAGAACCAGAAGGAGGGGAAGAGGGAGAGGCAAUGCAGCUGCUGUAGCAAAAGGGCCUUCUGCAGCAACACCCACUAGGCCCACUGCCGCUGGGAGAGGCAGGGGGAUUAGAUUGAUAGAUUUAGACCCAGAGCCUCCUUGUGAAGUUCUUCCACAAGCUGUUGGUGUUGGGGCUGGGGAACCUGGUUUUAAUAGAAUAGAGGGGGUUGCAGAUAAGGAAAUUGCCAUGGAUGGUGGGAGCGCUGAUAAAGCAAUGGGAGUUGAAGAAGAAGCAAGCACAACUCCAGUGCCUGAGAGGGUACAAGUGGGCAAUUCUCCGAUGUAUAAGACAGAAAGGAAGUUAGGUAAGGGUGGAUUUGGCCAAGUUUAUGUUGGCCGAAGGGUAAGUGGUGGCACCGAAAGAACUGGACCGGAUGCAAUUGAGGUUGCAUUGAAGUUUGAACACCGAAAUAGUAAGGGUUGCAAUUAUGGACCUCCAUAUGAGUGGCAGGUGUACAACACCCUGAACGGAUGUUAUGGGAUCCCAUGGGUUCACUACAAGGGUCGCCAAGGAGAUUUUUACAUUCUGGUCAUGGACAUGCUUGGACCCAGUCUUUGGGAUGUUUGGAAUUCUUUGGGCCAGUCGAUGUCUCCAAGUAUGGUGGCUUGCAUCGCUGUGGAGGCUAUCUCAAUUCUUGAAAAGCUCCAUAUGAAGGGAUUUGUGCAUGGAGAUGUGAAGCCAGAGAACUUUUUGCUUGGUCAGCCUGGAACAGCUGAUGAGAAAAAGCUAUAUCUCAUUGAUCUUGGUUUGGCUUCUAGGUGGAAAGAUGCAUCUUCUGGUCAGCAUGUCGAGUAUGAUCAGAGACCAGAUAUAUUUAGAGGAACCAUAAGGUAUGCAAGUGUGCAUGCUCACUUGGGCCGCACGGGAAGUAGGAGGGACGAUCUUGAGUCGCUCGCAUACACCCUGAUAUUUCUCAUAAAGGGAAGGUUGCCAUGGCAAGGCUAUCAGGGUGACAACAAGAGUUUUCUUGUCUGUAAAAAGAAAAUGGCCACUUCUCCAGAGUUGAUGUGUUGCUUUUGUCCUCCUCCGUUCAAACAGUUCCUUGAGGCGGUUACUAAUAUGAAGUUCGAUGAGGAGCCAAACUAUUCUAAGCUGAUAUCCUUUUUUGAAAGUCUCAUUGAACCAUGCACGACAUUAAGACCAAUAAGAAUUGAUGGAGCUCUUAAGGUUGGGCAAAAGCGCGGGAGGUUGCUCAUUAACUUGGAGGAGGAUGAGCAACCUAAGAAGAAAGUACGGCUGGGUAGCCCUGCUACUCAGUGGAUUUCAGUGUACAAUGCACGACGCCCAAUGAAACAGAGGUACCACUAUAAUGUUGCAGAUUCAAGACUCCGUCAACAUGUAGAGAAGGGUAAUGAAGACGGCUUGUACAUUAGCUGUGUAGCUUCAGCAGCAAAUCUUUGGGCCUUGAUCAUGGAUGCCGGAACAGGUUUCACUUCGCAGGUGUAUGAGCUUUCAGCUGUCUUUCUUCACAAGGAUUGGAUCAUGGAACAAUGGGAAAAAAACUAUUACAUCAGUUCUAUUGCUGGUGCAGCUAAUGGAAGUUCACUGGUGGUUAUGUCUAAAGGAACUCCUUAUACCCAACAGUCAUAUAAAGUUAGUGAAUCAUUUCCAUUUAAGUGGAUCAAUAAAAAGUGGAAAGAAGGUUUCCACGUCACAUCCAUGACUACUGCUGGCAGUCGCUGGGGUGUAGUCAUGUCUAGAAAUUCCGGAUAUUCUGAACAGGUCGUAGAGCUUGAUUUUCUUUAUCCAAGUGAGGGAAUACAUCGCCGAUGGGAAAGUGGCUAUAGAAUAACCUCCAUGGCUGCAACUGCUGAUCAAGCGGCCUUCAUACUUAGCAUACCCAGACGUAAAAUGAUGGAUGAGACUCAGGAGACCCUUCGUACAUCUGCAUUUCCUAGCACCCAUGUAAAGGAAAAGUGGUCCAAGAAUCUCUACAUUGCAUCAAUAUGUUAUGGUCGUACUGUUUGCUGAAGAUGUUGUAAUAUUGUAUUUGUGUUGAAGAUGAUGGGGGUAAAAUUUUGAAAGCUGAGGUUAUCCAGCUCAGGUCGAUUACACUGGGAAAAAUUGCUUUCUUGUUUGUGCCGAAGACCAUGUUUCUAGUUUGUAAAAGUUACCUCUUGUGCUUCUGUAAAAUUCAAAAGCAACCUAGGAAAAUAACACGGAAGCUGCCAAAUAGUAGCCUGAAAUGAGCAUGAGUUGGCGGAGGGAAAAAAUAAUUGAAUUGGGGGGAGGGAAUAGAGUUUCCAUAAGCUUGCCAUUUACGCUAAAAUCUUACAAUGGGGUUCGACUUUUUAUGUCAUAGAUUCUUGGUGACCAAUUAUAUGAUUAUUUAGUUCUGGGAAAUGUUGUGAACAAAAGCCCUUUGUGUCGAUCUGGGCAAGGGGCGCAACUGUGUCAUCAUGCCAUACUGAGGGAGUAAUAAAAGUGAGUAGGGGGUCUUGACUCUUGCGUUAGACUUGGAGGAGGAGUGGUAGAAGAUGUGACAAAAAUGAGAUGAGUCAGAGUUGUUCUUGUUCGUUGAAAACAAUUAUUGUUCGAAAUAAGAGUUAAAUCUUGUUUGUUGAA
This is a messenger RNA of Sesamum indicum (sesame), 3018 nucleotides long. RefSeq names its product casein kinase 1-like protein HD16. Lineage: Eukaryota; Viridiplantae; Streptophyta; Magnoliopsida; Lamiales; Pedaliaceae. Gene Ontology annotation, molecular function: ATP binding; protein kinase activity. The record is from RefSeq and is a predicted model, not a curated record. Gene Ontology annotation, biological process: protein phosphorylation.